This is a messenger RNA of Styela clava, 2629 nucleotides long. RefSeq lists its product as uncharacterized. Gene Ontology annotation, biological process: protein phosphorylation. Gene Ontology annotation, molecular function: ATP binding; protein kinase activity. NCBI's taxonomy places the organism in Eukaryota, Metazoa, Chordata, Ascidiacea, Stolidobranchia, Styelidae. The record is from RefSeq and is a predicted model, not a curated record.
CCGAAAAUUGUGACGCUUGCGAUUGAGACGGCUUGUUCCGGUCCCGGCAAACAAGUGGAAAAACAGAAGUUGAAUCUUAUGGAAUCGCUCUCUGUGAAAUAAGUAGUGAAAUGUGUUGGUACAACAUUGUAGACUUAUUUGUGGUAUUUACGUGAUAUAUUAAAAUAUAACAUAAUUGCAAUUUGUCUACCCUAAUCUUACAGUAUGAUGUAAUAGUCGCGAAUGCGUUGUUUUCUCUCCUACGUUAUAUAAUUAGAUUUCAACAAAUACUUUGGAAACAUUCUGCAGCUUCUUCGCAAUAAGAAUCUAAGUCUUGGACCAUAACAUGGCUGGGGUAAUUCCAAAACGAGACCGAGAUGAAGAUAAGUAUGAGGCUGCAAAGACUGCCGUUGCAAAUAUGUGUGAAGCAGUGGCAAAAGCUGUGUUGGAAGUAUCAAAGUUGCAGUCGCUUGAUAACGAUGAAGCGGUUCGAGCUGCUACAAAGAAAAUGACAAAGAUCGCUGGACAACAAGCACAAAAAACGUGUUAUAGCAUCAUGAAACAAGUUCGACUGAGUAAAUUAAAGAAAGUUAUAGAUUCACCAUCCAGUAGUACUAGUGGGACGGAGGAGGAAAAAAAGAAAUUGGCAAAGAAAUUGAAAGCUGAAAUACUCUUCAUGGAACUUAUCGAGGUUGCUAUGAAAGGUCGUCCAGGAGCAGGAAAUUCGCCCGAAAAAGAACCACCCAAAAUAGUAAUUGCUCAUCCAUGGAAACAAAAACAGCUGUUGGGAAGAGGAGGAUUUGGAGCUGUAUACUGCGCUGUUGAUCAAAAUGGCUUGGAAUUUGCUGUAAAAGAAGUUCCUCGUGCCGGAAUUGAAGAACAGUGUCUCAGAGAUGAAGUAAAAUUUAUGGGUAAACUUACACAUAAAAAUAUUGUCAAGUUUUAUGGAUGUUCAGGAAAUAAAGAAAAGAUAUAUAUGUACAUGGAGUUAAUGCAGGGAUCAAUCUCUGAUGUUAUGGAAAAGACAAAUUCACCAACACCUGAAAUAAAAGCCAAGCAGUACACUCGUGAUGUAUUGUGUGGAUUGGUAUAUUUACACGAACAUGGUGUGAUCCAUCGCGACAUAAAGUGCGGCAAUGUACUUCUAGAUGCUGAAGGGACUGCGAAACUAGCCGACAUGGGAUUAUCUAAGGUUCACGAUCAGGAAACACUGAUCCAACAAGCUGAUUCUAAAGCAGGUUCAAUAUGCUAUAUGAGCCCUGAGGUUAUGAGAGGAAACGUCGGUGGAAAAAGAUCUGAUAUCUGGAGCGUCGGAUGUACGGUUUAUGAGAUGGUAAAGGGUUAUCCACCUUUUCUCAGAGAGUUAUCACCGUUACUCAUAGUAUUUUUACUUCCUGGAAAAAUUAUCGCAAUUGAGCACAAGGGGCUCGUUAACAGGGACAAUGGUCUUCCAGAAGGCUUGAAGAAAUUUCUGCAAAGGAUAUUUGUCAAGAUGGAAGAUAGACCUCUUGCUGAUGACAUGGCCAAAGACCCAUGGUUGGACAAAUAACUGUAAACAUCGUUUGGACACGCGCAUCAUUAUUACUAUAUAUAUUUUUGAAGAUCAACUACUACUGCAACACAUCCAGGCACCUUAUCAUUAUAUACUAACAUUUUAACGAAACUGGAAGUAUAAUCGAAUAACUCUGCACGUGAAGGGCAGCAUUUUGUAAAUGAGACAUUGAUAUUAUUUUAAAAAGUGUCUGUUGUAGUCCUUGUAUAAAUUACUCUAGACUUUUUUGAGUCGACCAACUUAUGUGGUCGAACGAUUAGUUUCAAAAUACUAAGUUUUUUAUGGUUAACAGUUGGUCAUGCUGCUGUUCAACAGUUUUCAAUGGUAAUUUGUAUUAUUUAGACUUUAGAGCAGGGCUUCCCAAACUGAUGGUUGCGCAAUGAAUUUUAAAGGUCGCCAUGAGUACACCAAUUUCACACAAAGUACCAUAUCUAUUGUACUUUUUUAGACUUUUGAUUCGAAACACAAAUUUUAAAACAGGUGCGUGCAACACAACCGAUUGCUGCCGGUACAUCUAAGCCCAAUUUUUUUUUUUUUUUUUACUUUAUAAUUUCCUAGUUAACCAAUAACGCCUGACACAUCACUCAGGGCUCGUUGGAAGUUUUGUUUUGUUUUCUACAUGCUAGAUGUCGCUCCUGGACAAUUAUUCGUACGACGUCACGCUUAUGCUUGAGUAAGCAUCAGCUUGUAAACAAACAAUCAACAUUUUUCAAUUCCUGCCGAACGCGUCAUUCUUUAUCAUAACAGCAAUCUCGCAUGUUUGGUAUCGUUGAUUUCCUAGUUGUUAUAGCAACAGAAUGAGACCGUAAGAGGUCUUAUAGCUUACGCCGUCGCAUAGUGAAGACGUGUUAUGUUUGGGCAGGUCGUGUCUUCGCGUCAGGUUGUGCGACAUAAGAAAUGUCCGAUUCCACUAAAUCAUUUGCAUCUGAAUGGUUAGGAACAAAUUUUUUGUUCUCUAUUUGCCAGAGGACACUCUCUAACGAAUAACUGCGACUGCUGACGAGACGUAAUGUGAUAGUAUAUCUUCCUACUACUGCAUAGCACAUUUCGUAAUGUGAUAGUUUAUAUUCUUGGAGUAUUUGGUUGUAUUAAGGUAGA